Lates calcarifer (barramundi perch) is the source of this 4293-nucleotide messenger RNA. RefSeq names its product tribbles pseudokinase 3 (gene trib3). Gene Ontology annotation, cellular component: nucleus. NCBI's taxonomy places the organism in Eukaryota, Metazoa, Chordata, Actinopteri, Centropomidae. The transcript is spliced from 4 exons. Gene Ontology annotation, molecular function: mitogen-activated protein kinase kinase binding; protein kinase activity; ATP binding. The record is from RefSeq and is a predicted model, not a curated record. The coding region runs from base 626 to 1690 and encodes 354 amino acids. Gene Ontology annotation, biological process: regulation of MAP kinase activity; protein phosphorylation; positive regulation of proteasomal ubiquitin-dependent protein catabolic process.
CAAACAUACCUCAGUCGGACCGAGUCUUCAGUCCAGCUGAAAGUUCUGGAGACGAACGGGGGCCAGAGGAGACCAGAGUCCGAAGGGUGAGACUGGAUUUGAAACCAAAGAAAACAAGACACGGAGACUAUUUUGAUUUGAACUCACAGACAGACAAAAGGACCUGAGGACUCGGUUUGAUUCGGCUUUGUUCGCCUCAACUCCGGAUAUAAAGAAAAAGAAGAAAAGGAAAAAAGUUUCCUUUUUAUUAUUUUUUUAUCAAAAGUUUUUCGGUUUGGUUUUAUGCCAGUCUUCAGUCAGUGUGUUUUAAUUCAGUCUAAAGAAGAAGCUCAACAACUAACAGCUGACUGACUGACGACAGGUUGCGCAAUCUAGACAAUAAUAAAACGAAGACAAAGACGUCAUCGCCGACCAGUAAAGCCCCAGUCCUCCCAGUAUCAGAGCUGCCAGUUUAGUUUACUUUAAAUACAGGAAACCUUUAGUUUGUGUGUCUUCAGCAACUUCAGCUCCAAACACACAGACAGAAAGAGACCACCAGGACCACGAGGGCUCUACUGCUUAUCUACUGGAUCUACUGGUUUCUUGUAGACCUACCAUCUGGACCAGUCUGUUUGAAGAACACAAGAUGAGCAUUGGCGUGGCCACAGCCAGGUCUCAGCUCUGUCUGAAGAGGCUGCUGGAUGAGCCCCAGGAUAAACUACUGGAGUGUAAACGAGCCCGUCUAGCUCCGCCACCUCCAACGCCCGGACUGUCACCCUGCCUCAGGCCCAGAAGCCCCACCCCCAAGUCAAGCCAAAGCCAAUCGCCAUCCAGAGUUGGACCGUACAUCCUGUUUGAACGCUGUGAGGGAGAGGAGACAUACAGGGCUGUCCACGCACACACACAACAGCAGUACACCUGCCAGGUGCUCCCUCUGCGUGGCUACCAGGAGCACUUGGCUGCCUAUGCCCGGAUUGGUCACCACGACAACAUCUGUGGCCUGCAGGACGUGGUGAUUGGCCAGGACAGUGUGUAUGUCUUUCUGCCCAAUCACCAUGGCGACAUGCACGCAUACGUGCGCAACAGGAAGCGUUUGGGUGAGGAGGAGGCGGGGCUUCUGUUCACUCAGAUGCUGAAUGCUGUGAUGCACUGCCAUUGCCAUGGAGUCGUCCUGAGAGAUCUGAAGCUCCGCAGGUUCGUCUUCACUGACAGAUACAGGACUCACCUCGCUCUGCUCGGCCUUGACGACUGUGUCCUCCUGCAUGGUGACCACAGCGACGACUCCCUCACAGACAGACAUGGCUGCCCUGCAUAUGUUGGUCCCGAGCUGCUGACCAAUGGGGGCGGGUCUUACUCGGGCCGCGCCGCAGACAUCUGGAGCUUGGGCGUGUCUCUGUACACCAUGCUGAUUGGACGAUACCCGUUUCAGGACACGCAGCCUGCCGCGCUGUUCGCCAAGAUCCGCCGGGGGACCUUCAGCCUGCCCGACUGGCUGUCGCCGCGGGCCAAGUGUCUGAUUGGCUGUAUGCUGAGGAAGUCACCUGCUGAGAGACUGGAGGCGUCUGAGCUGCUGAUGCACCCGUGGCUGACCAAUCCCUGCGCGCCUCAUCACAGUGUGCACAAGACGCAUCACAGCUCACAUGCACCACCACAGAAUAAACAAGAGGAUGAUGAUGACCAAGUCGUGCCAACAUGGACUAAAAAACACUAACACACACUUAUUCACACAUUUGUACUUCUAUACUUGUGAGGACCCUCACUGAGUGCAUCCCCAAGUCCCAAACACUAACUUUAACUAUUACAACCAAAUAACCCCAGUCUGCAUACUAAACAUGAUUCUAACUUUAACCCUGAUGCCGCCUUCACUCCCAACUCGUUUGGUUCAGUUUACCUGGUGCAGGGUUUGUUUGAAUUGAUGGAUCCUGGUGCAAAUUAAAAAAACUGGACCCAGACUGUCUAAAAAAAGAAGGUCUCAGUCUGUGUCCAAGCAAACACUCCGAAAACAAAGGGACCAACCAUAGGAUGUGGUUGUAGUUGAAGUGAUUUUAAAAGCAAAAACUAAAAAAUGUAAUCCAUCUGCUGAUUGUGAACUAUUCAAGAAGUGUCCUAUAAGUACUUUUGAUCUAAUAAUACUAAUAAUGUUCAUUAUCAGCUGGUCCUUUGAGGGCUUUUUGUGAAACCAUGUGGGCGCUAAUCAGUUAGUGUUCUGUUAGUCCAUAGGACAUGAACACAAACUAGAACUAAAAGGCUGCAACAGGUCAUUUUAUUUCCUUGUCUGGACCAAAUGAACCAAACUACAGGUGUGAGAGCGACCUAAAACAGUCAAAUGUCCUCACUCCCACCGUCAAAAACUCAAACUGGUCCUCACAAAGAUAGACAUACAAGAACACACACACACUACCGAGACAGUUUGAUCCUGGAUUACUUGACCCUCAGGUGCCUUCCUCACUAUGUAGCUGUGUCUGCCUCCUCAGAGGUGACCACACUUCAAGGUCUGAACCUCCUCGUCUUCCACAGAUCAUCUGAACUACAGAACUUCCACCAGUACCCGGGCACAAACCAGAGCUAACGGUGUGUUCAGGUGCUCCUCGUCAACUCGUAAACAGUUGCAUCCAGGUGUUAAACUGGAGAGCGUGCGAGUUGAGACGUUUCUAUCUUUAAUCAGUCUACAUGUGUUUACAUGCUCUUAAAUGAUAACUGGUUAUCUUCUACAUUUUUAUUUCUGUCAACAAAUCCCAUAAAAACACAAAAUACCUGAUUUGUCUUAUUCCUCUGUUCUGUUGAGUGCCACAGACAGGAUGGGGGAAAUCAGAGAGAACUGAGACCAACUAACACAAAGUUGGUCCAUUUUUUCACAGGAUUUGUUGACAAACUCAGUUUACAGUUGGCUCUCUCCAGUAAGCUGAUUUCUUAAAAGUAAAGUAAAUGAGAAACCUGGUCACCAUAAGUAGAAGAAGCUGAUUUCCCCAGAUAUCUCCUGGAGAAUGAUAAUAGAUUUUUUUGGCCACAUGUAAUCGUAACCAGGUUUCUAAUUUAUUUUUUUUUACUAGCGCACAUGCGCAUGACAGACUUUAAAAAAUGAAAGUAGGUGAAUCAUAGUAGAAAUAAUUACACAUUUUUGCUCUUGUAUUCAAAAUAACUAAAUCCAAAGUCUGACUGACACUAUCAAAGUAGCCUGUAGUGUGUAAGUCUAAACAAGUCAGUUUUCAGAGGUGAGCAUGUGAACAUAAUAAGGGGCAACUUCUGUGACUAAAUUAAGAAAUACAUGCUUCCAAAAUAAAGUCAGAGCCGCUGCAUGUAUCCACAGGUUUAUAAUAACCAGGUUACUCCAUGCAUGUAAACACAUUUUCUGAUUAGCUGCAUAACCUGGUUUCUCUGAGUGACCUAGUUCUUUAAAUGCAUGUAAAUGUAGUGUGUCCUGGUGUGUGUGAGUAAGUGUCACAGCCUCCACACAUAGCAAACUGUGGACUCCAUCCUGCAGGGGCUAUUUCUUUGGUCUGUUUUCCACAAUUUCUGAUUCAAGGAGUUGAUGAAGAUGCCUGGACACACCACUGGUUUUAAAAAUGUGGACUCUGAAGGAGCCUAAAAUGGGACACAGCUUCUUUCUCUCUCAGUAUUUUACCUUUCCUAGUUCUUCCUUAGGAUUAUAAGAGAAGAAUGGUCAGUUUUGUUGGCGCACAAAGUCAGCAACCAGCAAAGAGCCAACAUGAUUGCUAAAAACAAGCCUGUUAUCUCAGGAUCAAAACUUCAUUUGCAAAUUGUAUUUUUGUGGUUCUCAUGAGAACAGUUAUCCCGAAAUGACAGUUAACUCAUUUUUGUUCUUAAGAUACAAAUUCAUAAAUAGUUUUCUUGUGACAUGACGUCUAAACUUUGCCCAGAGAACAAACAUGUUUGUCACUGUAAUAAUAAGAAAAUACAGGUCAGGCUUAUUUAAGGAACACCUCUUGUUCUUGAGGCCCAAAGGACUGAGCCCAUGACAAAAGUGGCUUCGCUUUACCGCCAUCCCAAAAAUAACAGCUCAGUUCAUCUGAGAUCAUGAGACAACAAUUUCUGAUACGUCAACCUAACAGCAUAAUUGCAUCUCAGGAAACAGGAACAGAACAUGUGUUGAUUCAUAAUAAGGAAAUAGUUGUGUUCUUGAGAUAACUGGACUGAAAUUAUUCCCAACCUCUCAAGUCUUGUGUUUCCUGUGACUAAGUCUGGACAAUCGCUAUCCAACAGACCUGCAGCAGCCAGUAGGAUGCCUUACACUGAAAUACUGUAUGAUUCAGACCUCAGUUACAGCUGGACAAUAAAUAAAGAUGUUUAACAAAC